UAAUUUAUUUUCAGGGAUCAACAACAAAGUAACAAGAGCAGGGGCAGCCAAGAGUGCUAUAAAGAAGAGGAUGAAAACGCGUUUGACCUUGUAAAACUCGUCCACCAUGAAAGACUCUUCUCAGCUUUCAUCAACCUUCUUCACGCGUCCACACCCUGCAACAAAGCCCAACCCAAGAUCCCCGCAGCACCGAAAAGAAGCAGCAGCAGCAAUUAACUCCGCAAACAUUUCCCCCUAAUCAGACACCUUCAACUACCCCACUUCCUCCCUCCAUUUCCUCCGCUCAUCAAGCCUUUUACGAGACAAGAAACACCCACCAAGACCCAUCAAAGAUCAGCGCUUUCUCUUAAGUUUCAUUGCUUUUUUUGAUCUGAUCAAGGUUUUCUGUUUUGGGUUGUGAUGGCGGAUAUAGUGAAGCAAAUCUUGGCGAAGCCGAUUCAGUUAGCGGACCAGGUGACGAAAGCGGCGGAUGAAGCAAGUUCGUUUAAGCAAGAGUGUGCGGAGCUUAAAUCCAAGACGGAGAAACUCGCUGGCUUACUCCGACAAGCCGCGCGAGCGAGUUCCGACCUCUACGGUCCGACGCGCCGCAUAAUCGACGACACCGAGCAAGUCCUCGAAAGAGCCCUUAACUGUCCUCAAUGCCGCGCCAACGGCCUUAUGAAGCGCGUGUUCACGAUCAUCCCAGCUGCCGCGUUCCGCAAAAUGUCUGCUCAGCUCGAGAACUCAAUCGGCGAUGUCUCCUGGCUUCUCCGUGUAUCAGCUUCUGCUGACGAUCGCGACGAUGAAUACUUAGGCCUCCCUCCGAUCGCUGCAAACGAGCCGAUUCUAUGCCUAAUUUGGGAGCAAAUCGCGAUUCUUUUCAAUGGUUCACCCGACGGCCGGUCUGACGCGGCGGCUUCGCUUGUUUCGCUAGCCAGAGAUAAUGAUCGGUACGGGAAACUAAUUAUAGAAGAAGGAGGGGUUGGGCCGCUAUUGAAGUUAAUCAAAGAAGGGAAAAUAGAAGGUCAAGAAAACGCUGCCAGAGCUAUUGGACUUCUGGGCCGGGAUCCGGAAAGCGUUGAGCAGAUGAUCCACGCCGGCGUUUGCACGGUGUUCGCGAAAAUCCUGAAAGAAGGUCCGAUGAAGGUUCAAGCUGUCACGGCGUGGGCGGUAUCGGAGCUGGCAGCUAAUUAUCCAAAAUGCCAAGAUUUAUUUGCCCAGCAUAACAUAAUCCGACAACUCGUUAGUCAUUUGGCGUUUGAAACGAUUCAAGAACACAGCAAAUAUGCAAUUGCUAGUAACAAGGCAACAUCGAUCCACGCGGUUGUCAUGGCGAGUAGCAAUCAUUCGAAUGUGAGAAAUGUUGUUGAUGAAGCAUCAGACUCGGAUUCCGCAUCCGAUGGGAACGAAACUCCGAGUCAGAUGCACAAUGUGGUUAUUACUACCAUGGCGAUGAAAGGAGGGGCGAAACUGCCACAAAAGCCGAGUAAUAAUCAUGUUAGGAGUAACAGUCAGGGCAAUGUCAAGCAAAUCCAUCAAGUUUAUUAUCAACAUCAGCAGAAUGUUUCGGCGAAUAUCAAGGGAAGGGAAUUGGAAGAUCCUGCUACCAAGGCUUACAUGAAGGCAAUGGCAGCUAGAGCUUUAUGGCAUCUUGCAAAGGGGAAUGCCCCUAUUUGUCGGAGUAUUACUGAGUCUAGAGCGUUGUUGUGUUUCGCGGUUUUGUUAGAAAAAGGAACCGAUGACGUGCAGUUUAACUCGGCCAUGGCAUUGAUGGAGAUUACAGCUGUGGCAGAGCAGGAUACUGAUUUGAGAAGGUCGGCAUUUAAGCCGAAUUCGCAUGCUUGCAAGCUUGUUGUCGAUCAGCUGUUGAAGAUCAUAGAGAAGGCUGAUUCGGAGCUCCUGAUCCCUUGUAUCAAGGCUAUCGGUAAUUUGGCAAGGACGUUCAGAGCGACGGAAACAAGGGUGGUUGCCCCAUUGGUUAAACUUCUUGAUGAGAGGGAAGCUGAUGUUUCUAAGGAGGCUGCAGUUGCACUUACCAAGUUUGCUUGCACAGAAAACUAUCUACACCUUGAUCAUUCUAAGGCAAUCAUCAGUGCAGGAGGUGCAAAACAUUUGAUUCAGCUGGUGUAUUUCGGGGAACAAAUUGUUCAACUCUCAGCGCUAGUUCUCCUAUCCUACAUUGCCCUCCAUGUACCGGAUAGCGAAGAACUUGCCCAUGCUGAGGUGCUUACAGUGCUUGAAUGGGCAUCCAAGCAAUCCUACAUGACCCAGGAUGAGACAAUAGACACACUUCUGCAAGAGGCCAAAAGUAGAUUGGAGCUGUAUCAGUCUAGAGGCUCAAGGGGAUUUCAUUGAUUCAAUCGCCUCUCCAAUUGUAAUUUCUUUGUUGAAAAAACUAUUUCCCAUCAAUUUGCUUCCCAAUUCAUCAUUCUAUUUUCGAGUGUACAUACAGAUAGUUGAUCAUAAGUAUUUUCAGUCAUUUUGCACA
Molecule: messenger RNA, 2467 nt
Organism: Theobroma umbraticum
Lineage: Eukaryota; Viridiplantae; Streptophyta; Magnoliopsida; Malvales; Malvaceae
Gene: ARO2
Product: armadillo repeat only 2
Biological process (GO): cell surface receptor signaling pathway
Molecular function (GO): protein binding
Source: RefSeq, a predicted model, not a curated record